Messenger RNA from Hermetia illucens (black soldier fly), 1186 nucleotides. Its product is annotated as sodium channel and clathrin linker 1-like. The transcript is spliced from 8 exons. The coding region runs from base 143 to 1165 and encodes 340 amino acids. The record is from RefSeq and is a predicted model, not a curated record. NCBI's taxonomy places the organism in Eukaryota, Metazoa, Arthropoda, Insecta, Diptera, Stratiomyidae.
UAUGUGAAAUAAAAAUGCGCCAUAGCAACCAGUGAUACAAACAAUGUUUCCCGACAACAUCACUUCAACAUGUUUCGCAAAUUGUCACUAAUUAUAUUUUAAAAUGACAAUAUUUCGAAAUUCAUGCGGCUCCUAAUGCGAUAUGCAAUCCACAAAGAGAAAUUUCAUGAAUAUCAUUUCUAAAUAUGAACACCUCAUUAAAAGGACGCAAGCCGAACUGGACUUCUUUAAGAUAAAAGCAGAGUAUGAAGAUACAAUCCAGUCACUUGAAAACUUAAUCAAGGGUCUGUGCCAUGAACUUCAUAGGCAACUGGACAGAAACUGCAAUAUUCUUCUUAGUAAUGACUGCUGCGGAAGCGUAGCAAGAAAUGGAAUUACUGAUCGAGAUAGAAUACUAAACGAAUGCAAACAAGCCGAAGAAAUAUUUCGUAAUCUAAAAUGUCAAUUAGACAAAUUUAUGGGAAAUAAUGUGAUUCUAGAAAAAGUUCUUGAAAAUGCCAAAUGCCUGGUAAAUGAUCGGCUAAAUCGUGAAAAGAUGGCACUGGAAAAAGUUCAAGAGGCUCUUACGAUUGCUGAGUGUGCAAUCGUUGAAAAAGAAGAUGCUUUGAAUCGUGAAAAGGCAAUAAGGGAAGAGUGCAAUCAACUAGCAACAACCAUUGGACAAGUAAUGGAGGAUGCAGCACAGAAAGUUGAACGAAACGUUAAUGAUAUCAAGAAGCAAUAUGAGCGUCAGAUUAAACAUCUUAUCCAUACUCAAAAUGAGCUAAAAAAGCAAAUAGAACUGCACAAAGGACAGAUAGACACAGCAGAAAAACGGAAUAUGAUACUGGAACAAAAAUUGAGAGAAAUGAUUCACCGGAAUUCCAACCUCGAUACAGAUCUCCAAGUCGCUUCGCAGGCCAUAGUUGAAAUGGAAUUGAAACUUAAGGCGAUUGAGAAUCUACUGGACCAAGAUCAAAGAACAAAUAGGAUAAGUGAGGAAAUUCAACAAGAAAUUCGAGAUUUUCUCUUGAAUAAUAAACAAAUCAAAGAAAGAUGGAGAUUUGCCAUUGAAGACGUCACGCUCAAACUGCGAAACGAAAUCAAGAACCUUCAAAAGGAGAACACUUCGUACAAGGCUGAAAUUCAGAACCUCAGGAUUAAAUUACUCAAUAAAAACAAAUAAAACCCAUCAUUUUUAAACGAA